AACUAGAAUUUCAGUUUAUCACUUAUCAGUUUUCAGUUCACACUUUCUCUGAUGAAUAAACCGAGUGAACUCGCUGACUCAGUGUUUCUCAAUCCUCAUUAAUCAUUGCGUGAAGUGAACUUGUGAGGGCCAAAAAAAUGGGAACACUAUCUCUUCUCAAAUUCUACAAACCCUUCUUCUUCUUCUCUUCGAUUCCACACUCCACUCGACCCAUUCUCUUCCGCAGCAUUAACAACAAGAAGCAGCUUCCUUCCUCUUCUUCUUUCUCCUGCUUCAGCAGCUCUGUGGGACAAUCUCAGCCGUUGACGGCGAACAGCACUUUCGCAUCCAAAUCGGAGGGCCAGAAUCUGAAGGGUCCAUCUCCCGAGGUGUGGCUGCACAACACGAUGAGCAAGAAGAGAGAGCUUUUGAGACCGAAAGUGGAAUCCAAGGUUGGAAUGUACGUAUGCGGUGUAACCGCUUAUGAUCUCAGCCAUAUUGGCCAUGCUCGCGUCUACGUCAACUUCGACCUUCUUUUCAGGUACCUUAAGCAUUUGGGAUACGAAGUGUCUUAUGUUCGCAAUUUCACUGACGUAGAUGACAAGAUCAUUGCUAGAGCAAAUGAAUUAGGCGAAGAUCCAAUCAGUUUAAGUCAACGCUACUGUGAAGAGUUCUGCCAAGACAUGAUAACGCUUAAUUGUCUGACUCCUUCUGUGGAACCAAAAGUCUCAGAGCACAUGCCCCAAAUCAUUGAUAUGAUUGAGAAGAUACUUAAUAAUGGUUAUGCCUACAUUGUUGAUGGGGAUGUUUACUAUAGUGUAGAAAAGUUUCCUGAAUAUGGAAAAUUAUCUGGUCGAGAUCUAGAAGACAAUCGAGCUGGUGAGAGGGUAGCCGUUGAUUCAAGGAAGAAACAUCCUGCUGAUUUUGCUCUCUGGAAGUCUGCAAAGUCAGGAGAGCCAUUUUGGGAGAGUCCCUGGGGUCCUGGAAGACCUGGUUGGCACAUUGAAUGUAGUGCUAUGAGUGCAACUUAUCUUGGUUACUCUUUUGACAUCCAUGGUGGAGGGGUUGACCUUGUGUUUCCCCACCAUGAAAAUGAAAUAGCUCAGAGUUGUGCUGCAUGUAAUAAAAGCGAUAUAAGCCUAUGGGUACACAAUGGAUUUGUCACUGUUGACUCUGAGAAGAUGUCUAAAUCUCUGGGAAACUUUUUCACAAUACGGCAGGUUGUAGACAUUUAUCAUCCUCUGGCUUUGAGAUAUUUUUUGAUGGGUGCGCAUUAUCGAUCUCCAAUUAACUACUCUAUCAUACAGCUUGAAAGUGCUUCAGACCGUAUUUUUUAUAUAUACGAGACAUUGCAUGAAUGUGAAAGCUUUCUGAAUCAACAUGAUCAGACAGUUAGGAAGGAUUCCAUCCCACCAGAUACUGCAAACAUUAUUGAUAACUUCCAUAAUGUUUUUGUAACCUCAAUGUCUGAUGAUCUACACACCCCGGUUGUAUUGUCUGGACUGGCUGAUCCAUUAAAAUCAAUCAAUGAUUUGCUGCAUACUCGUCAGGGUAAAAAACGACAGUUCCGAAUAGAAUCACUUGCAGCUUUGGAGAAGAGCAUCAGGAAUGUCCUGACUAUUUUAGGACUUUUGCCUACAAGUUAUUCUAAGGUUCUGCAGCAGCUUAGAGAAAAAGCUUUGAAACGUGCGAACUUGACAGAAGAUGAAAUCUUGCAGAAAAUCGAAGAACGGGCCGCUGCCAGAAUACAAAAGGAGUACGCCAAAUCGGACGCAAUAAGAAAGGAUUUGGCUGUUGUUGGGAUUACUCUCAUGGACAGUCCUAAUGGCACAACUUGGAGGCCUACCAUUCCUCUUCAUCUACAAGAGCAACAAAACAAUGCACCAUAAGGAACUGGUGUGGUGUCAAAAAAGGAUAUGCUUACAUCUCCAAAGACAAGAAAAUGGAGAGCAAGAUUUUGGUGUAUUGAAUUAUUUAGGACCAGUGUUUUACUGUUAAUACUGUUCAUUAUGGGUACAAGCGACCUUUCAUUCUUUGCUUGAAUUUUUUGUAAGGCAUUACAAAUGUGAAUUACAAAUUGGUUACUUUUAUGUCACCAUAUUGAUGAA
Arachis ipaensis is the source of this 2087-nucleotide messenger RNA. RefSeq names its product cysteine--tRNA ligase, chloroplastic/mitochondrial. Gene Ontology annotation, molecular function: ATP binding; cysteine-tRNA ligase activity. The record is from RefSeq and is a predicted model, not a curated record. Gene Ontology annotation, cellular component: cytoplasm. Gene Ontology annotation, biological process: cysteinyl-tRNA aminoacylation. NCBI's taxonomy places the organism in Eukaryota, Viridiplantae, Streptophyta, Magnoliopsida, Fabales, Fabaceae.